Molecule: messenger RNA, 906 nt
Organism: Mucor mucedo
Lineage: Eukaryota; Fungi; Mucoromycota; Mucoromycetes; Mucorales; Mucoraceae
Exons: 1
Coding region: 40-465 (141 amino acids)
Source: RefSeq, a predicted model, not a curated record
CCUUCUUGCCUUUCUUUUUAAAUUAUUUUUUUUUUUACAAUGAGCUCAAAAGAUGUUUUGUUUUUAAAAAGAACUCCAACAGUAACUUAUGCGGGUGGUCCGAUACCAGAACAUAUCAAGAAAUAUUAUGAGCAGCAGCAAUUACCCAUAAGAAAACAAAGUUUAGCUGCUAAUGUCGCUGAGCGAAAGAAAAACACUAGAACAGCAUUCAAUAAUCCCACAUUUCAAAUGAGUGUUGAUAGUUUUGCUGAAGAAGACGAAUUUGAUUUCAAUGAUAGACCACCUUCGUCAAUUAUUGCUAUUCAACCAGUAGAAUUAGAACAAGAAGAGGAAAAAGAAAUUUUGGUUAUAAAAGAUGCUCCUGAUAAUGAUCAUUGGCGUAAUGGCAGUGUGAUAGGGGGUAGUAUGACAGUAUAUAAACCCUUUUUAAUGUGUUCUAAUAUGUUUUCUUCUUCUUUUUGUUAACAAGAAAUUAAAUCUCGUUCAUCCAUUGACACAGACACAUCUGACCUAAUGUCACCACACACCGAAUCCUAUUCGUCAGUCUUCCUGACAAAAAUGCAAUUAAAAAGAGAGGAACAACAAAAAUCGAUUGAUGCAUAUAGAUCACAGCAAGUAUAUACUGCGUUAUUGUCUCAAGUCGCACUAGAAUUCUAUAAAAGAAUCCCUUUGCUUAUUUUGACCAAAGACGGCAUAGAAUAUCAUGAUGUGUUUAAUGGAAAAGAAGCGGUUGAUAAGUUACUUGCAAUAUUGCGUAUACAAGAUAGAGUAGAAGCGUUACAAGUAGGCUGCGCACUUAGACACCAAGGCUUUUUCCACGAUGUGAAUUACGAUGGUGAUCUUAAGGACUCGCCAAAUGAACUGUUUGCAUUUAGAGAUUUAAACGAUCCGUCCAUGGGUAAUACA